AUGGCUGACAAGAAGCGCCAGCUGCUUAUUAUCUCUAACCGGCUCCCCCUCUCACUUCAAAAGGUGGACGGCAAGUACGAGUCCACGCUCUCCAGUGGCGGCCUCGUCACCGCACUCUCAGGCGUUAGCAAGUCUACCAACGUGCGCUGGUUCGGCUGGCCGGGCUCGAACAUCGAGGAUCCCGAGGAGCGCAAGACCGCCAACGAGGCAUUGGCCGAGAACAACGCGGUUGGGAUCUUUUUAGAUGAAGCGCUGGCACACAGCCAUUAUAAUGUGUUUUCAAACGGGAUCGCCUGGCCGAUCCUCCACUACCAAUCCGGUGUCGACUUCAACGAGGACGCAUGGAAAUCAUACAAGAAAGUCAACGAAAUCUUCGCCGACUCUGUCGCCGAGUCGGCGUCCGAUGGCGAUUUGAUCUGGAUACAUGAUUAUCACCUCCUUUUGCUUCCAGCGUACUUGCGCGACCGGCUCGAGAAGCAGGGCAAAAAGUGCCCCAUCGGAUUCACGCUGCACACGCCGUUCCCAGCAGAGGACUUCUGGCGCGCGCUGCCAGUGCAGAAGGAGUUGCUAGCUGGUGUGCUAGCCUGCGACCUCAUCGGCUUCCACACGGACGAGUAUAAGCGGAAUUUUAUCGAGUGCUGUUCGCGCGGGUUGGACGUCAGCGUCAAGGAUGACAGUAUUGUUUACCAGGGCCACACAGCGCGUACGGGCACGUUCGUCGUCGGCGUCGACCCGGCCAAGUUCACGGAUGGGCUGCAGACUACCGAGGUGAAGAACCGCAUCAAGGAACUUGAGGAUGAGUACAAGCAUAAGACCGUGAUCCUGGGCGUGGAUCGACUCGAUUACACGAAAGGCCUUGUGCAGAAGCUGCAGGGAUACGACUACUUCCUACGGCAGCACCCAGAGCUCAAGAACAAGGUGAGGCUCAUCCAGGUGGCCAUUCCGAGCCGCGAGGAUGUAAAAGAAUACCAGGAGUUGGAGAGGGAGCUGAGUAUGCUUGUGGGCAAGAUUAAUGGAGAACACUCGACGCCCGACGGCACCCCAAUUAUCUACCUGCACCACUCCGUCCCCUUCACUGACCUGACGGCACUCUACCGCAUCGCGGACAUCUGCCUCAUCACCUCUCGACGCGACGGGAUGAACCUGGUCGCAGCGGAAUACGUUGCCUGCCAGAAAGACCGGUUUGGCGUCCUCGUGCUGUCGGAACUUGCAGGCGCGGCCUCCUUCAUGAGCAAGGGAAGCAUCACCUUCAACCCGUCUAGUGCGCAGCAGCUGGCAGACGCGGUUUACAAGGCAGCGACAAUGAGCCCUGAGGAGAAGAAGCAGGGGUACCUGCAGUUGGAGGAGUUCAUUACCAACAAUACAAGGUAUGCUCCGCAUCUUCCUACCUCAUCAGCCCAACAGUUGUGGUAUACUGACCAGUGA
Molecule: messenger RNA, 1425 nt
Organism: Aspergillus nidulans FGSC A4
Lineage: Eukaryota; Fungi; Ascomycota; Eurotiomycetes; Eurotiales; Aspergillaceae
Product: trehalose-6-phosphate synthase
Exons: 3
Coding region: 1-1425 (474 amino acids)
Biological process (GO): trehalose biosynthetic process
Molecular function (GO): catalytic activity
Source: RefSeq, a predicted model, not a curated record